Closterium sp. Naga37s-1 is the source of this 894-nucleotide messenger RNA. The record is from the annotation of a GenBank genome assembly. Lineage: Eukaryota; Viridiplantae; Streptophyta; Zygnematophyceae; Desmidiales; Closteriaceae.
AUGGGGCAGGUGCAAAACACCUGCGAGAAGUUGAACGCACGCUAUGUGGAGUACGGGGUGAACUUCGCGGAGGACAGCGAGCACCUCACUGCCUUCCUCGAAGCGCACUCCCAUCCGUCCAAGCGGGUGGUCCAGGUGGAGGGGAUGGAUGGAGACGGCAACGCCGUCAAACACACCUUCAAGCUGCACGAGCUGGAUGCGAAGAAGAAAGAGGAUCCCUCGGGUGACGUCGAGUCCUGCGUGUCCCUCGCCACCCUGUUUGCGAAGGAGGUGAUCGGCAGGCUACAGUACCGCAUGCGAAGCUUGAAGUCCCUCGUUGGGUCCAAGCUAUUUCUGCCAGACGCCUAUCCGGAUGGCGUGAACAAGCGCGACCGUCUGUGCGCGGAGUGGUUCAGCUCCCUUCGCAAGAUGUUCAACGCCGAGCAGUGCGCUCUGCCAGUCUCAACUGCCAUUUCCCUACGCAAUCACUCCCCUUCCCCGUCGCUUUCUCUCCCCUUCCCCCUCGCUAGCGUGCCCGUUGCCCCCCAUGUGCGCCCUCCCCCUCCCCCUCGCGAGCACUCCCCUUCCCCGUCGCCCGCGGUCCCCUACCCCGUCUCUAGCUCUCCCCUUUCCCCACGCCAUCACACCCCUUCCCUGUCGCGUUCACUCCCCCCCUCCUCCCUAUCACUCCCCUUCCACCACUCCCCUCCCCCGUCGCUAUCACUCCCUCCCCGUCAAUAUCACUCCCCUUCCCCCUCGCGAUCAUUCCCCUUCCCCGUCACUCCCCUUCGCUGCCGCGUUCUCUCCCCUCCCCCCUCGCUCGCGUGCACGUUCCCCUCCCAUGUGCGCCCUCCCCUUCCCCCGGCACUAUCACUCCCCUUCCUCGUCGUGUUCUCUCCCCUUCCCCCUCGCUAG